Brettanomyces bruxellensis is the source of this 2223-nucleotide messenger RNA. RefSeq lists its product as uncharacterized. The transcript has a single exon. Lineage: Eukaryota; Fungi; Ascomycota; Pichiomycetes; Pichiales; Pichiaceae. Bases 1 to 2223 code for a protein of 740 amino acids. The record is from RefSeq and is a predicted model, not a curated record.
AUGUCACCACAAAAAGGUGACAACAGCACUCAUAUACAAGGCAAUGACUGGUCAAUGCUAAACGAUGAGGCAGAAUCCACAGUGAUACACCAUCUCCAGCAAGAUCUGGAUCAUAAUUCACCGGCUACUGCUCUAGAUCAAUGCAAUUUGUUAUCUGAUCUCAGCAGAUACAGGAAAUCAUCAAGUACGAUCCAUAGGAAUUACGUUACAUCAUCAACUACAUUUGGUGGUUCUUUUACGGAUUAUUCCAGUGACUCGUCGCCGUCGCUUUCACCUAAUUCAAAUGCCAGAUUAUCAAACUCAUUUGCAUCUUCUUCAUUAACAUCGCUGGAUCUGGCUGACUUGAUCUCAUUUCACAAUGAUAAAAGCAGGACAUCACAGUAUCGGAAUCAGGUACUAAACAGACUGCCCAAACGCAUAUUUGGACGCCGAUUUUCCGCAUUUUCCAGGCAGAUUAUGGCAUUUCUGCGUAAUUAUAUAGCAGAGGAAAGUGCACUUAAUUGCAAAAUAGAAUCAUCACUUGACCGCUUCAAGUUUGAGGUCAUUGCAUCCAAUCAGAUGCAUUCUACCGCUGGUGCUGGCACCGGCUGUGAAAAUGUGCAUUGUGAUGAUACUGCUAAAACGCCAUUUACCACUUUCACCAUAGAUCUUAAUUCGAUACCAUACUAUCCGUUAGUUCACUCGUUAAAGCCUGUGAUUCUGUCUGUUGGCUUAUUCUUCUACAUAGUGCGAAACCGCCGGUUCAUAUCCAGUGAAAACAUGAAGAUCUGCAUUCUGCUUUGUCUCUACAUCUUGAGUGUUAACAUCAACACCAGGCGGAUAGCGAUUUCCGUGUAUUUGCAGAUGCUAACCAACAGAAUCGGCCAGUUUUUGACCACUUCGGACAGUUUUGAUACCACAGUUUUGCGGGCGCUUCAUACACAUGGAGUAUCCAAGUCCAAGGUUCGAAAAGGCACGCUUCAGCGGCUAUAUGGUGUGAAAAAACAGCUUGUAAGAAGCCCAGGUGCGACAUAUUUCCAACUUAGAAAUGCACUCAGCACGGUUAUCCUCUGUUUGAACAGCAAGCUGGUCCAUAUAUUGCCGCUCAUAGAUGAUUAUGGUCAGCUAUCCAAGUAUUUGCAACUUUACAACGCCAAUAUUGACGAUCGGGCCGGCCUGUUUGUCAAGUUACUUAAUCGUCCGUCCCAUUUUUAUCAGACAACUUCUUAUUCAAAAUCCAGCCAGUUAAAACCCCUCAGACUACACUCUCUCAACUGUGCAGACCUGCUGUAUGGGGAUAUAUAUGCACAGAAAGAGUUGUUGGAUUCACCUUUAUCUUUAUCAAGUGAAUCAUGCAAUUCAAAGCAUGACCUGGAUGCUCCACUGCCCGAUACUAAAAGGGAUCGCCUUUCCGGUAUGUGGGCAGCACAAAGCUCACCAAGACAAUCUAUGGCAUUCAGAUUUCCUCGCCGUUCGGCUUCUGUUCGAUCAUCUUUGGACAAUUCUGCCAAUUGUGCCAAUACGGAGCAAAAAACGGAGAAUUGCUCACCAAAUUGUCUCUCUGGACAGCCUUCAAAGUUAAUGCAGCAGUUUCGCUUCCUGAGGAGGAUAUAUUUGUGCAGUCUUCUGUGUUUUGUCAUCACCUCAAGGCAUCAACUAGAAGAUUCUGCAGAUGCUGUGAUGCUUUUUCGUGCCUCCUGCAUCAGCCAUUUCGGGUUGGAUGAGAGCAGAUUCCGCCACUUGAGCAAAGUGAGCCGGGUUUUCCUCUCGAUAAAGCUUCUUGAACAAUCCAGAGCACUACUGCAAUGCAUCUCGGAUGAAUUACGUGACAAUAAUCCAGCCAGUCUGGAUGAAGAAGAUUCUGAUAAGGAAAAUGUAGGAUUCGGAUCAUUUUCUGGGGCAAAUAAUACAAUACUGGAGGAAGAUGAAGAAGAUGAGCACACUGAGCGCUUAUCGGAUCUCGAGGUUUUACUAGAUAGUUUAUCGACGAAAAUUGGUGCUUUGAAGAUCAACAUAGAUGCAUCGAACCAACAACGGCGUUUAGAAAAUCUACAGGAUGAAUUUCAGCAGGCGAUGCAGAAAUAUUCAAUAUGCUGUGAGGAUUUUGCAAAGCCAAACAUGAAACAGGAAAUUUCGCAGAACCAGUUUCCAGAGAUCAGCGAUCGACACAGCCGGGGACUUAGCAUUAGUUUGCUUGCGGUUGCUAAAGGUGAGGAAGACCAGCGUGAUGAUUACGAGGAAUGA